AUGCGCUCCGGUCUUCUCCUCUCCCUCAGCGUGGGUCGCCGUGUUUCUCUUACCCGUCCUUCCGGCGCCAAAAUUGAACAGAUCCCGACCGGCUGUGGGUUCUCCGAGUUUUGUUACAAGAGUUUGGAUUUUGCUUGUUUUGGAAAAUUGGGCAAGUUUCUUCGAUCGUGUGCUUUGUCUAUGGAGGUGUUAGUACAGCUUCUGCGUUACAGAUGGUCUCGCUCCGUGUCAUAG
Messenger RNA from Microthlaspi erraticum, 234 nucleotides. The record is from the annotation of a GenBank genome assembly. NCBI's taxonomy places the organism in Eukaryota, Viridiplantae, Streptophyta, Magnoliopsida, Brassicales, Brassicaceae.